This is a messenger RNA of Colletotrichum truncatum, 279 nucleotides long. NCBI's taxonomy places the organism in Eukaryota, Fungi, Ascomycota, Sordariomycetes, Glomerellales, Glomerellaceae. The record is from RefSeq and is a predicted model, not a curated record.
AUGACUCGUGCUCAGCAGACUGUCUCCCUGGCGCUCCUCGUGAGCUCUUUGUACCUUGCACUCUAUCUCCAGCUCAUUCCUGCCCCCGCGAAGGUUCAGGAGCAGAUCAUUCCCGUCCUUCCCUUCUGGGUCCUUGUGUCUUUCGGCGCAUACCUUCUCGCUCGACUCGGAUACAAUGUCAUGACAUUCAACGAUGUGCCCGAAGCGCACAAGGAGCUUAUGGCUGAGAUUGACGAGGCCAAGGCCGACCUGCGGAAGCGUGGUGUUGAUGUGGACUAA